ACCCCAACGAGUCCAACCGUGUUUUCCUGCUAUGCGGAUUGGGGCAAAUCUCGUAUCACAAUGAGUCUGUCUCAUUACGGCAUAAAAGGCAAAGGCACGGCUUUGCACAAGUUUUAUAUGGUCAGUCGAGGUUAGGUCGUGUCCCAAUGGUCGCUCCGGCCCAAUCAAACCAUUUCUUGGGACAUGGGUCCAUCGGCCCCCCCAGCUGAAGGGCUCCAAGCAUUUCAACACCACCACACUCCCUGAGUCCUGCCGCACCCGAUCCCGAAGCUACGCACGCAAGUGGCCCGUUCAUCUCCCGUCGUGAGAAUCAACGGUCAUUGUCUCUGAAAUGAUGGCUGUGCGGCUCUCUAUCCAUCCUAGCAUCGCUGACUGCGCACCUCUGGAGCGUCGUGCAGUAACCAGCAACCCUGACAUAUGCGCUAUGCCUCUUGCCUCUCCACGCUUUCCAUCUUGCUCUGGAAUAUAUAUACUACGUCUUCGCCACUGCAUGUUGUUUCCUCAUCGCCAUACAAGCUCAUUCCAAACUUGACUGUUUCCCUCUUCGUUCUUUCUGCUUGCAUUUCCUAGCGUGUUUUACAACCUUCAACUUGACAGUCUCUUCAGCGUUUCUUCUCCGUCAAAUUCCAUCUUCUCUCUCAAAUCUCAUCUUAUCAUCUCGACACACGCCAGUCAACAUGUGCUAUCAAGUCGUCGAGCGUUACUCGGUGUGUCGAUGCCUCUACUACAAGCAUGCCGUCGACCCAUGUGCAGCCUACGGACAAAGCGGACAUACUGUGCAAGAGAAGACGGUACUCGUGGGAUACACCUGCAACAGCCACAGUAGCCACCGAACGCAACUUGGGUACGGCAUGGGGGUGCUCCCCGACUCUGGAUACGAAAGUGGCGCAUACCCACCCACUCGGUGAAUCCACCGCACUGCACACCUCGAAAGAGCAGCAUAUCACCGGAAUUCCAACCUACAUUCGAUUGAUCCGCUCUUCUUGGAUCCAGCCGAGUUAUGAUUCACUUCUUUUUACCCCGGCUCUUCAGCGCACCUGCGCGUUCACUUUCACUGAGCACCUUCUCUCGUUUCUUUUAUCACAUGGGCAUUGCAACGGAGUAUCUUCUAUCACGACAUUCUGGUUCAGAGCGGCUAGAACAUGGAGCAUCACGCACGGGCGUACUGGAGUAGAGGCUUUGAUUUUACCGCCCUGUUUUUUUUUUCCUUGUUGUCUUGGGUUAGAUUAAGGGAAGUGACGACGAAAGAUAGACCACACGGCAUGGCAACGGAGUCUUUGGAUGCUUGCAUGGUUCCCCUGUGUUUUCAUUCCUUCAAUGUCUCUUUUGUUCUUGCUUCUUCUACGAUGUAUUAUUACGCCAUCUCUUUCCACUGUUUGUUAGCACCUGUGGAUGACCACACGGAGUUUAGUCGCCGAAUGUUUACCUUCAUGUAUACGAAUCUGCCUUGGCCCCAGCAUUAUACGUACGAUGUGC
This is a messenger RNA of Periconia digitata, 1476 nucleotides long. NCBI's taxonomy places the organism in Eukaryota, Fungi, Ascomycota, Dothideomycetes, Pleosporales, Periconiaceae. The record is from the annotation of a GenBank genome assembly.